This is a messenger RNA of Lineus longissimus, 2914 nucleotides long. RefSeq names its product ciliary microtubule inner protein 2B-like. Bases 795 to 1712 code for a protein of 305 amino acids. The record is from RefSeq and is a predicted model, not a curated record. The transcript is spliced from 6 exons. NCBI's taxonomy places the organism in Eukaryota, Metazoa, Nemertea, Pilidiophora, Heteronemertea, Lineidae.
GAUGGGGGGGGGGGGGGGGGGUAGCAGGAGCGCUUUGACAGUUUAUAUGGCACAGCCCAUGUCCGAUUUCAUUGCCUAUAAAGGGAUUAUAGACCAUGGGUUCAGGUUAUUUGUGGAGGGAAGAUGAAUUUUUUCUGUCUCUCUGAACGUCAUAUCACCGCCGGCCGAGCCCUUGGUCGAGGGCAAUUUAUAUUUUUCUGGCCCGAGGAAAAUAUGUAGUAUCGCAUUCCGAGGGGCAGAAAACUUCAUACUGAAAAUGUAGCCACGUGUCUCAAACUCCUUGAGGGACAUCUUCGUACGACGUAUAGUAUUUUCAGUUAAAUUUCCGUAGCGCUUUAUUUUCGCGACUAUUGCAAUCGCGGUAAAGGCGAAUGUCUUCCUGAUCAUAGUAAUCGAGAUGGUCGGGACCAACUAGCAUCAGGGACUAACAUGGGUCGCCCACAUUCGUAUUCCAAGGGGCAAGGGGAGCGGACAGGGGAGUCAUUGCUAUCAUUGCGGUCCUGACUUUCCUUUAGUAUGGUGGUGCUCAAACCUCGAACGGAUUGGGAAACCAUUCAUAAGAGUGGUCUCACUGCCAGCGCAAAACGCGAGAUGGCGCGACCGCGUUUUAGCCGUUUUAUGACGUCAUCAGCAGAGCGCGAACAACGACGUCACCGCAAAAGCUUCCCUAGUUACGAUUCGACGCCUGGUGCAUGCAUUUCCACACAAUCUUCCAUGAGGAGAUAACCGCACAAGUUUUAAAAGGAACUUCGAAUAUAUUAUACAGAGGACUUGACAGCCGUGAAUAAUUCAAAAUGCCUAUGCCAAAACAUGGAAAGAGUAUUCUGAUGACACCAGACCCGUACCAUACCCCAGGAUAUGGUGGAUUCUGUCCUCAGUUCAAAUUCCAAAUCGGCGAAACUUUCGGCCGCACCACAUCUCGUCUUUUGAAGGACCCAAAGGUGGUCAGUUCUGGCCAACUGGUGCUAGCUGACAACAGGUUCGGCGGCCCACAUACAAGCCUUGGUGAACCAAAUAUCAAUUAUGGUGAAAAGGUGUCCUUGAUCAAAAGAAGGACGCAGAACUAUGGAAGUCAGAAAUUGAAAGAAACGAUGGUGCCAGGAUAUACAGGUUUUAUCCCAAAAAGUCAGCAUUAUUUUGGCAAGCGAUAUGCCGAGAAUUGCCUCAACUCAAUCGUGGACUUUGAACAGGACCAGAUUAAACGUCGAGAUGCCAGAUCAAGUGUGUCAAUGGGAGGGGAAGGAGGUCCAAUGGGUGGCAGUCACCAGCCACAUCCACCCCUCCAAGCCAAGGCAAAGGAGGCCAAGCCAUAUAUCUCCGUCGACGCUCACCAUCACUCCAUGUCUCCAUACUAUAUGAAUAACAAUAACCCAAAGAAGUCAUUCAUGUCAGGAUAUACUGGUUUUGUACCAAGAGCAAGAGGCCUGAUUGGCAAGAGCUAUCCCUUGAUCACCCAUCAAGCUCUGAAUGACUUCUCAACCGAUCUAACCAAGUUCAACAUGCUCACCCGAGAACCUGUUCGUAUCCAGAGGCAGCAGAGUCAGAAAAUGGACCAUUCACAGAUUUAUCCAGUUUUCUCUGGGAUGGUGCCACAUUAUACAGGACAUAUUCCUGGCCAGAAAUUCCGCUACGGAAACACAUUCGGAAACAGCACCGAGAAUGCUCUGAGUUCGACAGCCGUUGGACUAUCUGCUGCUCAAGCUUGUGCAUAGAGGAUCGCAAGAACUUGCAAAAACUUUUCAAAUAUUUUACCUCUCCCGUAAUCUUUGACAAUAUUUUUUGCCAUCUCCAGUUCCGACACGUCCAAUGCAAAACUUUUUUGAUGCAUGCAAGGAACGGGAAUAUCCAUAAAGAGAGAAUCUUAACAAAGUACAAAGUAGUGAAUAAAUUUAAGCGUUUAAAAAGGAAUAUCUUCAGAUCAUUCCCUGAUCUCAUUUUUUCCAUACCAAAUUUUUUAAGGCAAUUUUUGUUGACCUCUGUCUGAAAAUAAUAAAACAGUGGCAGCCACCCUUUUCUCGGGGUAGAGAGUUUCUUCCAGCAAAAUGGAAGGGCAGGGAUUUCGAAAAUUAGAAAAGAAAAGGGCGGCGUGAACUGAGAAAAAGAGCAGCGUCAGCUCCCUUCUGUACAAAAUGCAUAAGCUUUUCUGAAAACAGAUAGGGAGAACUUUUAAAGGGUGCAGGGUGCAGUGACCUUUUAGUUUCAUCUGGAAGAACGUUAGGGUCGUUCUCUACAAGACCAAUACAACAUAUUUUGCUGAUUUAGUUAGAGAAUUUAUAGCGUAUGUACCUGGUCAUUUCACCAAACAAGAGCUAGAAACACCUCUAUAUUUUAACCCCAAUGCACAUAAUAAAUUCUGGCUACUUUCAAGGUGGAAUGACCCUUAAAAACUGUGAUAACUCUGUGAUAAUGGCAUUUCAAUUGCACAUUACGAAAACUAAUCUAACCACUUCACUACAGGACACACUUUGACAUUAUUAUUAGGUCGACUAUGGCUUUCUACACCACCAAUGGCAGCAAUGACCGAACACCAUGCUGUCUUUCAUGCAUCAUAUUACACUGCGUCAUGACGACGCAAUAUCAAAAUUUCGGUCUACCCGAGCGUGUGCUUCCCUCGUUUGACCAAAUUUCGGAGGAGUGAAGUGGUUAGAGCUCAAAGAACAAAACAGUAUUAAAUAAGGUUGGCUUGGGUUUGUGAACCUUUGCUGCAGCAGCCAUUUUCAGUUGGUGCCAGGUCAUUGUAUAGCAGUGGAUACCAAAGCUGAACAGGCAAAUACUCAAAAGCAUAACAAUUUAUAGUACCAGUACAUGUAUUUGGCAUGUUUUUCGAGACACUGCAGCGAAGUACCGAUGUUUUCCUGGUGUGCAAUCAUUGUUGUACAAACCCUUCAUCAUAAUGCAACUCAUAUGUGUAAAU